This is a messenger RNA of Verticillium alfalfae VaMs.102, 531 nucleotides long. Its product is annotated as acyl-CoA synthetases /AMP-acid ligases II. Gene Ontology annotation, biological process: fatty acid metabolic process. The transcript is spliced from 3 exons. The coding region runs from base 1 to 531 and encodes 176 amino acids. Lineage: Eukaryota; Fungi; Ascomycota; Sordariomycetes; Glomerellales; Plectosphaerellaceae. Gene Ontology annotation, molecular function: medium-chain fatty acid-CoA ligase activity. The record is from RefSeq and is a predicted model, not a curated record.
AUGCAGUCGCCACCUCUUUUCUGCUGUUUCGGACUGGUGGUGGUUUUCCUGGCAGCUUUCCGCUACCGCAGCGGGAAAAUUUUCUCCUCACAGGCGUUCAGCGCCGCGUGGACUCUGGGUGCGGUUGUUCAAGAAAGGGUGACAGCACUGCUUGGGGUGCCUACCAUGUUCAAUGCCGAGUUCCGAAUACUCGAAGCGAAGAGGCAUUGUAUCACCACGCUGCGGACGGGUCUGGCCGCUGGGUCUCCCGUUCCACCGUCCCUGUUCAGGAGUAUGAAAAGGGAGAGGGGUUUUAUGGGUAUGCUGAUCAGCUGUGGCAUGACGGAAAACAGCCCUGUCACCUUCAUCAUGUCGUUGGACGAUAGCGAGGAGACCAUGUCGACCACCAUAGGCAGGGUUCUGCCACAUACGCGGACUAAGGUCGUCGAUCCCGAGGGCAACACUGCUCUGGUCGGACAGAAAGAGACGCUUGAUUUGCAAUCUUCCACUGGCGGAAGCAGCUUGAAGAAGGGCUGGUGCGCCGACGGUUGA